AUGAACGCCAACAUCGAGCAAGCGCAUCAGAGUCCUUCGCGACCUCUGGAGGCCAAUGAACCCGUGGCAAAAACCGAAGAGCUUCCGAAGCUCAGCGCACAGGAAUUCAGGGUGUACAACAGCAUGGCCGAGCACAUGAAUUACUUUCACGAGCACUUCCGCCAAACGUGGAACCUCCUCUACACCGCCGCCAGCAGCGGCGCCCGACCAGCAGGCAUGUCCAUCCGCGCCUACCUCAACACCGGCGAGCAGUUCGCACACCACCUCACCGUGCACCACACGAUCGAAGAGCGGCACAUUUUCCCCGUGCUGGCGCGCAAAAUGCCCGCCUUUCGCGAGGAACUGGAGCUCCUGACGCAGCACACGCAAAUCCACGAGGGGCUGGUGAAGUUCGAGAAGUACAUAGAGGAGUGCAAGAGUGGGGAGCGGGAGCUGCAGAUGGGCGAGGUGAAGGGGAUCAUGGACACUUUUGGGACGGUGCUGUGGACGCAUUUGGAUCAGGAGGUGGCGCAGUUGGGCGCGGAGAAUAUGCGGAAAUUCUGGACGAUGAAUGAGAUGCGGCAGAUGCCUAUGUGA
Neohortaea acidophila is the source of this 576-nucleotide messenger RNA. RefSeq lists its product as uncharacterized. The coding region runs from base 1 to 576 and encodes 191 amino acids. The record is from RefSeq and is a predicted model, not a curated record. Lineage: Eukaryota; Fungi; Ascomycota; Dothideomycetes; Mycosphaerellales; Teratosphaeriaceae. The transcript is spliced from 2 exons.